GCAUCUCACUAGUGAGACUGCUUUCACAGCAGCUGCAGGAAACUGAAUCCACCACUCAAAACCUGUGAGAGAGUGAGAGCAAGAGAGAGAGAGAGAGAGAGAGAGAGACACAGAGAGAACAAUCUAGCCACAUUUCUUGUUGUGACAGACACAUGAGAGGAUAUAUGAUGCAGAAACCCACCACAUAAACUCAACCUGCCUCUUACAACAGAGAAUAAUUCAGUUUCUGCAGACAUCUGGAUUUGUUCCAGCUACCACAAGAUGCAUAUGAAUAGCUUACUAAAUCAAUUGACAAGCAUCUCCAGCAUGUGUGACGUGGAUGUAUCAGAGCCCACCAGUCCCACCUUUUAUGGUGAAUCUUCAGACAAGUACUUCCAUGAGAACCGUUGGCAGAAACUCCGCACCGCCGUGCGUAAACUGGAGUUCUGGGAAAACUUUACCACUGAGUUAAUUGGGAGUGGCUUCUUCUCUAAGGUCUACAAGGUGAUACACACGACUAGCCGCAAGGUGAUGGUUGUGAAGAUAUACAAAAAUGACGUGGACCAGGACAGCAUUGUACGUGAAAUCAGCCUCCUUCAGAAACUCUCUCAUCCUAAUAUUGUCAGAUAUCUGGGUAUAUGUGUUAAAGAAGACAAACUAUAUCCACUUUUAGAGUACGUGAAUGGUGGCUGUCUUGAGGAGCUCCUGGCCAGGAAAGACGUUCCCCUGAGCUGGAAAGAGAAGGUGGACUUUGCCUGUGAUAUUAGCAGAGGAAUGAUCUACCUGCACUACAAGAAUAUUUAUCACAGAGAUCUCAACUCAAAAAAUUGUCUGAUCCGGAUGACAUCCCGAGGUCGGGAGGCCCUCGUGACAGACUUUGGUCUUGCAAGAGAGGUGGUGGAACUGCCAAUCAAAGACCCUGGCAGGAAGCUCUCAUUGGUGGGCUCUGCUUUUUGGAUGGCACCAGAGAUGCUUCGAGGGGAGCCGUAUGACCGUAAGGUGGAUGUUUUCUCCUUUGGAAUUGUGCUGUGUGAAAUCCUGGCCAGGAUCCCUGCUGACCCUGAGAUACUACCCAGGACACAGGACUAUGGGUUGGAUAAGAAUGCAUUCAAGGAGAUGGUGACAGACUGUCCUCAGCGUCUCUUGGAACUGGCAGCCAGCUGCUGUAUGGUUGAGUCCUUCAAACGUCCAGCAUUCACAGAGUUAUUAGAUGAGUUAGGAGAAUUUGCAGAGAGUCUGGAAUCACCGCCAAAAACGGAACUGGCCUUGACCUGAGUUGCCGAGUAGAUGAACGACUGGAAGCACAACAUAAACCCGAUUGAAAAAUAAUCAUAUUCAUUCACCUGCGACAAGACUGCUCACCUGAGACAGCGCAAAGAUAUUUGAUGUUUUUGAGAAGUAAUAUGACAACUUGUCAGAGACUUUGGUAUUGAAACUUGCCUUUAUAUAGACUGGAAGGAGUGUACACUGUACACAGAAAGUCCUGUUUCUUUUUUUAUGUCUAAUUCCAACGUAAGGUGACACGCGCUUUUGUUUUUUCUGUUCUUCGCCGGGGUUUGGCUAAUUGUAACUAACCGUACAGACAGUCACGUCUGUUGAUUUACUGUUUUCCUCGUCCACGCCAUUCAACCGUUCCUUAGUUUUCAUUUUAUGUGAAGUUUGACAGCUGAGAGGUUUGACGUCGACUGUAAUUGGAAAUAAGGACAAUCACGAGCUUUGCCUGAGAAAACAGCAUUUAAAUAUAAAAAGUAGGGCAGAAAAGAACAGCUAUUGUCGUAUUUGAAUAGAAGUGUUUUUUUUUUUCUUUAAAGCACACAACUUAAAGAGAUGCGGCAGAAAGACUUUGCUUGGAAUUUCCCCGUGUGGGACAAAUAAAAGAAUGUCUUAAAAUUAUUAUUUUUAUUACGUUAAUAUUAGACAUCCAUUUAUUUCAUACGAAAGACUACAUAAGAGUUUAUGUAGAAAUUAAUAACAUGUUUAAAUAGACAUUUGUAUAGAUUUCAGGAUUGAAAAAUUGUUUUGGACUGAAAAGGGGAAUUUGGGGUAUUUUUAUACAGAAAGACUGAAAUUGGAAGAUGUAUAGCAAGGAUGUACUUACUAUAUUGAUCUGCAUUGAGUACUUUUCUGUGGUUGCUAAUGCAGUUUUCAUGUUCCAAACUAAUGUACCUUUUUAAUUUGUUUGUAUUAUCAAAUUAAAAACAUUUAAAAAAAUAAAGUUUUGAACCCAUUUCAUACUAGUAAUAAUGUAUUUUUGUUUCUCCUUUUGUUGUAAUUUAAUCACACACCAUGGUUUCUGUAAAUUACACUUCAAGAUGUUUGUUUUACAGUUGCCUAACAACAAAAAUAUAAUUACAAAGCCUCCUCUAACAUAUACAAAGAUGUUUCAGUGAUUUAUUUUCCCCCAUGGCAUUAAAGGUGAAUACUAGUAAUGCCUAUCAUAUCACUCCACUCCACCCUCUGGCCACAACAAAAUAAAUUACUGACCAGUGAGAAACUGAGAUGUGAAGUGUUAAAAUAACACACCUUUGUGUAUUACUGCAGAAGGCAAUCCAACAAACUGCUUGAAUGGCUGUCGGCAAGCUGUUUGGACCUUUCACGACUUGUGACGGUUAAAACUUGUGACAUGCAGUAUCUGAAACUAGUGUGUGAUAAAACUACAUAUCUUGGAAUGGCGUUUUAUUGUGUUUAUCGUGGGCAUCUUAAGGCACUUGGUGUCUCAUCAGCAACUUCAAGUCAUUCACACCUGUGAGGUAGAUGGAUUUUAAAUUGUUAUAUUUUUGUUCAGUGUAUGUACAUGUAAUUGCAUAGUUUUGUGUUUUAAUAAUUUUGCAAAAAUGUAACCUAAAAAUAAAGACCAAAAUGUUUCUCA
Messenger RNA from Syngnathus acus (greater pipefish), 2848 nucleotides. Its product is annotated as PKc_LIMK_like_unk domain-containing protein. The transcript has 10 exons. The record is from RefSeq and is a predicted model, not a curated record. Lineage: Eukaryota; Metazoa; Chordata; Actinopteri; Syngnathiformes; Syngnathidae. Gene Ontology annotation, cellular component: nucleus; cytoplasm. Gene Ontology annotation, molecular function: protein serine/threonine kinase activity; ATP binding. The coding region runs from base 262 to 1254 and encodes 330 amino acids. Gene Ontology annotation, biological process: actin cytoskeleton organization; protein phosphorylation.